Molecule: messenger RNA, 687 nt
Organism: Rodentolepis nana
Lineage: Eukaryota; Metazoa; Platyhelminthes; Cestoda; Cyclophyllidea; Hymenolepididae
Source: the annotation of a GenBank genome assembly
AUGUAUGGUGCUCCUUUGACGGAGCUUCAACUUAGACGUCAACGACCAUGCCAGGAAUCAAGAACUCAGGAACCACUGGUGAUUGAGGAAGAAGUUGGGACUUCCGCUCACCUCAAACUUCGCUUUAAUCUUCCCGGAUUUAUUGAGGAUUCCCAAGAAAACUGGCUUUUUCAGUGGAGAUUUUUCAUUAACCAUUGUUAUGAGGAUGACUUCCUUGACUCUGAAUUUGCUGUCCGAAGAAUGAUUGAGAUAACCCAAACGGGCUGUGAUUUGGUGGGCACAUUGAAGAUAAUUCCACAAGUAGAACUAUCAGCAAUAUUUACGCCAACUAGAUCCUUCAGGAUAUCAGCCUUUCUUUGCAUCAUCUCCAAAGCUGGUGGAGCGUGGCAAUUCCCGAUAAUUUUAAAGGCACAUCAAUCCACAAAGUUGGAACAACGUUUGCAAUUUACGACCUCAGAUCCUCAAUCACCCGAUUUCAGAAAAUUACACUUGGAUAGUCGAGAAUUAAAACCCACCAAAUUCAAGGCUUUCUUUGAGGUACUAAAAGGUGGAGAAUUCGUUCUUGAUGCUACUGAAGGCAUUCUUCCAGCACAUGGUUCUGGUUAUUUCACUUUAACUAUUAGGUUUUUAAAAAGAAGAGGAGGCAUACCGUUAACAGAGCGACUUGUUAUUCAGGUAAAUGAUUAA